GGCGGCGGGCGGGCGGCGGCCCCCGGGCAGGUGGCGAGCGAGCGGAGCCGGGCGGAGCGCGGGGGGCGAGGCCGGCGCGUCGCUCGCGGGAGGCCGGUGAGCAGCAGGGGCAUGUGGAUACUGGCCCUCUCCUUGUUCCAGAGCUUCGCGAAUGUGUUCAGUGACGACCUUCACUCCAGCCUCUACUUUGUCAAUGCAUCUCUGCAAGAGGUAGUGUUUGCAAGCACCACGGGGACCCUGGUGCCCUGCCCCGCCGCAGGCGUCCCUCCUGUGUCUCUCAGAUGGUACCUGGCGACGGGCGAGGAGAUCUACGAUGUCCCUGGGAUCCGUCACGUCCACCCCAACGGCACUCUCCAAAUUUUCCCCUUCCCUCCUUCAAGCUUUAGUACCUUAAUCCAUGAUAAUACUUACUAUUGCACAGCUGAAAACCCUUCAGGGAAAAUUAGAAGUCAGGAUGUCCACAUCAAGGCUGUUUUACGUGAGCCCUAUACAGUCCGUGUGGAGGACCAGAAAACCAUGAGAGGCAAUGUCGCGGUCUUCAAGUGCAUUAUCCCCUCCUCGGUGGAGGCGUACAUCGCCGUCGUCUCAUGGGAGAAAGACACUGUUUCACUCAUCUCAGGAUCUAGAUUUCUCAUCACAUCCACGGGAGCCUUGUAUAUUAAAGAUGUACAGAAUGAAGAUGGAUUGUAUAACUACCGCUGUAUCACGCGACACAGAUACACUGGGGAGACGAGGCAGAGCAACAGUGCCAGACUUUUUGUAUCAGACCCAGCGAAUUCAGCCCCAUCCAUACUGGAUGGGUUUGAUCAUCGCAAAGCCAUGGCAGGACAGCGUGUGGAGCUGCCUUGCAAAGCGCUUGGGCAUCCUGAGCCAGAUUACCGCUGGCUGAAAGACAACAUGCCCCUGGAACUUUCUGGAAGGUUCCAGAAGACUGUGACGGGGCUGCUCAUUGAGAACACUCGUCCCUCAGACUCAGGCAGCUAUGUGUGUGAAGUAUCCAACAGAUACGGAACUGCUAAGGUGAUAGGCCGCCUGUACGUGAAACAGCCACUGAAAGCUACCAUCAGCCCCAGGAAAGUUAAAAGCAGCGUGGGUAGCCAGGUUUCCUUGUCCUGCAGCGUGACAGGAAGUGAGGACCAGGAACUGUCCUGGUACCGAAACGGUGAAAUCCUCAACCCUGGAAAAAAUGUGAGGAUCACAGGGAUGAACCACGAAAACCUUAUAAUGGAUCACAUGGUCAAAAGUGACGGGGGCGCGUACCAGUGCUUUGUGCGCAAGGAUAAGCUGUCUGCUCAAGACUAUGUGCAGGUGGUCCUCGAAGAUGGAACUCCCAAAAUUAUUUCUGCCUUUAGUGAAAAGGUGGUGAGUCCCGCAGAACCGGUUUCCCUCAUGUGCAACGUGAAGGGAACUCCACUGCCCACAAUCACGUGGACCCUGGACGACGACCCCAUUCUCAAGGGUGGCGGUCACCGCAUCAGCCAGAUGAUCACGUCGGAGGGAAACGUGGUCAGCUACCUGAACAUCUCCAGCUCUCAGGUCCGGGAUGGGGGCGUCUACCGCUGCACUGCCAACAAUUCGGCCGGAGUCGUCUUGUACCAGGCUCGAAUAAACGUAAGAGGGCCUGCAAGCAUUCGACCAAUGAAAAAUAUCACAGCAAUAGCAGGACGGGACACAUACAUUCACUGUCGUGUGAUUGGCUAUCCAUACUACUCCAUCAAAUGGUAUAAGAACUCUAACCUGCUUCCUUUUAACCACCGCCAAGUGGCGUUUGAGAACAAUGGAACUCUAAAACUUUCGGAUGUGCAGAAGGAAGUUGACGAGGGAGAGUACACGUGCAAUGUUCUGGUUCAACCGCAGCUCUCCACCAGCCAGAGUGUUCAUGUGACAGUCAAAGUUCCACCUUUUAUCCAGCCUUUUGAGUUUCCACGGUUCUCCAUCGGACAGCGCGUCUUCAUCCCGUGUGUUGUGGUCUCAGGGGACUUACCCAUCACGAUCACCUGGCAGAAGGAUGGCCGUCCAAUCCCAGCGAGCCUGGGGGUGACCAUUGACAACAUCGACUUCACGAGCUCCUUAAGGAUUUCCAACCUUUCCUUGAUGCACAAUGGAAACUACACCUGCAUAGCCCGGAACGAGGCCGCAGCCGUGGAGCACCAGAGCCAGCUAAUCGUGAGAGUUCCUCCCAAGUUUGUGGUUCAGCCACGAGACCAGGAUGGGAUUUAUGGCAAGGCUGUCAUCCUCAAUUGCUCUGCCGAGGGGUAUCCUGUCCCCACCAUAGUGUGGAAAUUCUCUAAAGGUGCUGGGGUUCCCCAGUUCCAACCAAUUGCCCUGAAUGGCCGAAUUCAGGUCCUCAGCAACGGGUCUUUGUUGAUCAAGCACGUGGUGGAAGAAGACAGCGGCUACUAUCUGUGCAAGGUCAGCAACGAUGUGGGCGCGGACGUCAGCAAGUCCAUGUACCUCACGGUCAAAAUUCCCGCGAUGGUCACGUCCUAUCCAAAUACGACCCUGGCCACUCAAGGGCAAAAGAAGGAGAUGAGUUGCAUGGCCCAUGGCGAGAAGCCCAUCAUCGUCCGCUGGGAGAAAGAGGACCGGAUCAUUAACCCCGAGAUGGCCCGUUACCUCGUGUCCACCAAGGAGGUGGGAGAGGAGGUGAUUUCCACGCUGCAGAUUUUGCCCACGGUAAGAGAAGAUUCUGGCUUCUUCUCCUGUCACGCCAUUAAUUCUUAUGGGGAGGACCGUGGAAUAAUUCAGCUCACAGUGCAAGAGCCCCCGGACCCACCCGAAAUUGAGAUCAAGGAUGUCAAAGCACGCACAAUCACCCUCAGAUGGACCAUGGGGUUUGACGGGAACAGCCCCAUCACGGGCUACGAUAUAGAAUGCAAAAAUAAAUCAGACUCCUGGGAUUCUGCUCAGAAAACCAAAGAUGUCUCCCCCCAGCUGAACUCGGCCACCAUCAUUGACAUCCACCCUUCCUCCACCUACAGCAUCCGCAUGUACGCCAAGAACCGGAUCGGCAGGAGCGAGCCCAGCAACGAGCUGUCCAUCACCGCGGACGAGGCAGCUCCUGACGGCCCACCUCAGGAAGUUCACCUGGAGCCCAUAUCAUCUCAGAGCAUCAGGGUCACCUGGAAGGCCCCCAAGAAGCAUUUGCAGAAUGGGAUUAUCCGAGGCUACCAAAUAGGUUACCGCGAGUACAGCGCUGGGGGCAACUUCCAGUUCAACAUUAUCAGUAUUGACACCACUGGGGACAGUGAGAUUUACACCCUGGACAACCUAAAUAAGUUCACCCAGUACGGCCUGGUGGUGCAGGCCUGCAACCGGGCCGGGACGGGGCCUUCUUCUCAGGAAAUCAUCACCACCACCCUCGAGGAUGUGCCCAGUUACCCCCCUGAAAAUGUCCAAGCCAUAGCAACAUCACCAGAAAGCAUAUCAAUAUCCUGGUCCACACUUCCCAAGGAAGCCUUGAAUGGAAUUCUCCAGGGGUUCAGAGUCAUUUACUGGGCCAACCUCAUGGAUGGAGAGCUGGGCGAGAUUAAAAACGUCACCACAAUGCAGCCUUCCCUGGAGCUGGACGGACUGGAAAAAUACACCAACUAUAGCAUCCAGGUGCUGGCGUUCACCCGCGCUGGGGACGGUGUCCGGAGUGAGCAGAUCUUUACCAGGACCAAAGAAGAUGUUCCAGGUCCUCCCGCGGGCGUCAAGGCAGCUGCGGCCUCGGCCUCCAUGGUCUUCGUGUCCUGGCUGCCCCCUCUCAAGCUGAAUGGCGUCAUCCGAAAGUACACCGUGUUCUGCUCCCACCCCUACCCCACA
Hipposideros armiger (great roundleaf bat) is the source of this 3807-nucleotide messenger RNA. RefSeq names its product Down syndrome cell adhesion molecule. The transcript has 20 exons. Gene Ontology annotation, molecular function: cell-cell adhesion mediator activity. Gene Ontology annotation, biological process: brain development; cell-cell adhesion; axon guidance. The record is from RefSeq and is a predicted model, not a curated record. Gene Ontology annotation, cellular component: axon; plasma membrane. The annotation marks the transcript as partial. NCBI's taxonomy places the organism in Eukaryota, Metazoa, Chordata, Mammalia, Chiroptera, Hipposideridae.